Molecule: messenger RNA, 2435 nt
Organism: Lates calcarifer (barramundi perch)
Lineage: Eukaryota; Metazoa; Chordata; Actinopteri; Centropomidae
Gene: uevld
Product: UEV and lactate/malate dehyrogenase domains
Exons: 12
Coding region: 274-1686 (470 amino acids)
Biological process (GO): protein modification process; carboxylic acid metabolic process; protein transport
Molecular function (GO): oxidoreductase activity, acting on the CH-OH group of donors, NAD or NADP as acceptor
Source: RefSeq, a predicted model, not a curated record
UUCCUUGAAAGGUACUGAAUGACUGGUGAUAAUUUGUUGUUACCAUAGACCGUGACUGAAUAGCAGCAGUAGCAUCAGCAGCUUUCAAUGUUACUUGCGAGCAUUUUUGUCCCUCUAGGCUUGCCGUACUUGCCGCACCGAGUGGGAGGGGUCUGCCGGUUCGCUUAGCUACUCCUGAAAGUUUGCGGAAGUUUUUACAGCUGAAGUUCAAGUCAACCACCAAAGGGGUAAACCUGAAGGAAUCGUGUUUUUUUUUCUUUUUUCCUUUAAUAGAUGGACCUCAGUUCAGAGAAAAUACAGCGGAUCCUCUCUAAGUACAAAUUCCAUGAUGUUGCUGUUGAGGAGCUGCAGAAGAUACAUCGAAUCUACCCUGGGAUGUCCCCAUCCACAGGCACAUUCACCUUCAGUGACAGCACCCAGAAAGAUCUCCUGAAAUUAAUUGGUAACGUCCCUGUCAAGUAUGAUGGCCGCUCCUACAACUUCCCCAUUCAGCUGUGGCUGAUGGACUCCUUCCCCUUCACUCCUCCCAUAUGCCUCCUGAGACCGACCCCUAACAUGGUCAUCAGAGAGGGCAAGCAUGUUGACGCCAGGGGACGGAUCCAUCUACCGGGGCUACACAGCUGGGAUUAUCCCAAAUCGUCUGUGGUGGGUCUUCUGUCUGAGAUGAUUGCCAAGUUUGAGGAGGAUCCUCCGCUGUCCUCGAAGACCACAGGAGACAACAAAGACCCCCAGGAACUUCUGGCAUUCGUCUCAAAUCUCCAGAUCAAUGAUGGCGGAAUCAAACAUCAUAAUCAACCCAUCAACAAAGUCUCAGUUAUUGGGGGAGGAGAUUUGGGAAUGGCUUCUGUGAUGAGCAUUUUGUCUAAGUGUAGCGUGGAUAAACUGGUUUUCACUGACGUCACUGAGAGUUCCACCAAGGGCGGCAGCACUGAUCUAGAGAUUUUCAGUCUGCCAAAGGUUGAGGUGUCCAGAGAUUUUUCAGCCUCUGCAGGCUCCAGAGUGGUUGUGGUGACUGCAAACGCAUGGAGCAGUGAGCAGUCGUACGUAAGCGUGGUUCAGACCAACGUGGACUUGUACAGAGGAAUCAUCCCGAAUCUGGCGCGACUCAGCCCUAACGCCGUGAUGAUCAUCGCUUCACAACCAGUGGACAUCAUGACCCACGUAGCCUGGAGGCAGAGCGGCUUACCUCCAACACAUGUGAUUGGAGCAGGGUGCAACCUGGACUCAGAGCGACUCAGUCACGUUUUGGAUAUUAACUUGAACACCCACAAACAAGCCUGGGUCAUAGGAGAGCUUUCAGACAACAAAGUUGCUGUCAUGAGUAACACUGGGCUGAGCUCCAGCGCACAGCCACAGAUCGCCCCAGGAUCCAACACUACCAAACCACUGUUAGACAGAGCGUUUGAGAUUAUGAAGAAUCGAGGCCAGCGGUCGUGGUCCGUGGGUCUGUCCAUCGCUGACAUCACAAACAGUAUCCUGACAAAUAAAAUGAAGGCCCACUCUGUCUCCACACUGGCUCAGGGCUGGGGUGGUAUAGGUACAGAGGUGUUCCUCAGCCUGCCGUGCAUCAUGGGAUCAAACGGUUCUACACGCCUGGCUGGAGUGUCACUGGGACAGGAAGAAGACUCCAAACUCAGGGACAGUGUCACGUCCCUUUCUAACCUCAUGAGUCAACUCAGGAUAUGAUUGCACUCCCAGUUUGUGGCCUUACUGACCAGCCUGGCAGGGCAGUUCUCCCCUCAGCACACCCUCAGCAGAGAGGCAGUGCCUGCGCUGAAAUUAAAUGCAGUUUCAGUUAGCGACUUACAUAGAAAUUUUGAAGUAAUGGACAGGAUUUCUGUCUUAAAUGUGUGCAAUUUAAUCAUAAGAUCUGUUUUUCCCUUGUCCUUGGACACUGUGUAUUAAAUAUGGGUACAAAAAAAUCUGAAAGAUGAAUGUAGAGAUUGUAUUUUUGUAUUUAAAUUUACCAGGAUGAUUAGAAGUUACUCAUAUUGUCUCAUACAAAAUUUGCAAUUUGGAACAUGUUACAUAAAUGAAUCGUUAUAUAACUUCUAUGCAAAAGCAUCAAAAGCACUAUGAUGCUUAUAGUUUUCCAUAACCAUAUUUUUGUCAAUAACACCUCAAGUUGUAUGUGAUAAUGCAAUUAUCAUUUUCUUCUACUAACCCCUUACUAAUUUGGAGAAAAUUGGUGCUGAUACUUGUGUCACUGAUGAAUUGUAGCUUGUAUAUUUUAAUAGCCUUAUUUGGUGUCUUACUGCAGUUUCCAUAUUUAAAGACAAUAUGAAAAAACUUUAAAAAUGCCUUAAUAUUUAAAUAGCCUUUUCUCUUACUUUUGUUUACUUUGUGUAAAGACAUGGCACAGCUAGAACCUAAGAUAUGUACAGGAAGUAAAACUACAUGAUUUUGUGGGUGUGCAAUAAAUACAUGAUACCAGA